This is a messenger RNA of Tetrahymena thermophila SB210, 1992 nucleotides long. RefSeq lists its product as hypothetical. The transcript is spliced from 5 exons. NCBI's taxonomy places the organism in Eukaryota, Ciliophora, Oligohymenophorea, Hymenostomatida, Tetrahymenidae. The record is from RefSeq and is a predicted model, not a curated record.
AUGCUCGCAAAUUAAUUAUAACAAAAUUAUGAGAAUGCUAAGAAAUGCGUUCAAGCACUCAAAAGCAUUUCUCCAAUGUAAAUGGGAAACAGUAGGUUUGUUUCUUAGGAAUAAUGUUUAAAGCUAUUAAGAGUAUUGGUGAUUAAGGAACUUUAAGAUAUAGCCUAAUAGGAAAAAGAAGAUAAAUAAAGGUCUAAGGACUAGGAUUUGUUUUUAGGAAAAAGAAAGAGCUCGUAAAGACAAGAAACAAAAGAAGAUGGGGAAUAGGAAGAACUCGAAAUGAUUAAGAUUAAAAAAAUAAAAAGAAACGAAAUCAAUAAUUCUAAUUUAGAUAUCAGCUCUCUCUAUGAGGAAAAGAAGGAGGAAAAUAAUAAAUUGGAUUAAUAGUUUUUAGCUUAGCACAAUAAUAUACAAAUUUAAUAUUUUGAGUAAUGUUUUCAUUCAAAGCUAUUUGGUAUGAUAUAUAGCAAUUUCUCUAGACCUUCUUCUGAUAUAGCAGAGUUAUUCCACUCUCUUACUAAUGUACAAGAUAUGUUUAAGCAUCUUAAAACAAUUUAUAAAAAUCAAUCAAUUAUUAUAAAUAAUAAGCCUAAAAUAUUUGAAGAGUGUUUCAACUAUGUCGUUUUAAAUAUUAUACUUAAAAAAGAAGAGUUUUUAAAUGAUAUUAUUAAACAUUAUGAGGAAUUAAAAGACUUUAUCAAAGAAACUUAAAUUCGUACAGAGUAAUUAUACAACUUACUUAGUAGAGUAGUUCAGUAUGAAUACAGAUAAGAUGUAUAAAAAUUUUAGGAUAAUGAUUUUUCUCCUGUCUUAAAGCUAUUUACUGAAAUUUGCUCUUAAUUAAGUAAUGAAAGUAAAGAAGAUCAAGCAAGUAAAGAAGAGUUAAAAUUAGCUUUCAAGCACUACAUCAAAAUAAAUCAUCGUACGUCUCUUUUAAAAAUGGCUAUAGGCGAGUAUGAAAAAGUAAUACAAGGUGAAAAUUUGCUAAAAGAUGCUUUCAAUGAUAAAUUGUAUUUACUUAAAACCUAAACACUCGACUCCAGCGAAUCUGAUCAUAUAUCUUCCUUUUUAGUUUACAUGGUUUUCAGGAUAAGACCCUUAUUUGAAGAUUUAUUUGAGAGUUUUCAAUAAUAUAGCUAAAAUGUUUAAAAAUAAAUUAUGAAUAUCCUUACCAGAGAUUAAAAUAAGACAAAACUAAAAGGAUUCUUGUAAUCAAAACCUAAUUAGCAAAGGACUUAGUAAUAAGCCUUUCUCGAAAUCUUACUCAAGACAUUCGAUUAUAAUAAUAGUUAUAUGCUGCAAGUUUUUAUCUUCGAUUUGCUGACUAGAUAAGAUUAAUAAUUUAUUGAUCAAGCAGAAAGUUAAAAAAUUUUGGAAAAGCUUAAAAGUCAUGUGAAUUAAACACAUAACAUAUUUGAUUUUUAUAAAAGUUUCCCUGAUUACUUUGAUGAAAAUAUUAUUUAGGAAUACAAAAACUUGAAAGAACUUUAAGCUCCUACUUUCUCUUAAUUCAAAGAAAAAUUCAGUUUUUUACCAGAAGCAAAAUCCUAGUCAACUCAUUUAAUUUUGUUUAAGAGGUUUUUAGUUGAAGACAGCUGGUUUAUAAAUAAAGAAAAUAUGCGUGAGUUUGUAAAUUAUUUUACAGAAAAAGUUGAUCAUGAUUAAAUGCUUGAUUUCUUCCUUAAAAUUGUUACCUAAGAUAAAUAAAAUUUAAACGUCCUAAUUAUACCAUUUUUAUUAAAGUUAUAAGCUAUUAUUGAUGGCUAAAAUGAAAAGUAGGAAAAAUUAAUAGAAAAUAUAGUUAUUGAAAUGGUUUAAAAUAAAGUAUGGACUUUAAAUAGCACUUUCCUGCAUGGAUUAAAGAUAUAUUUCAAUAAUUUGUGCACUCCAGAAAAGAAAUCUCAAUUGUUUGCAAAAAUAAAUUCUUUCUUUUCUAAUUUAUAAAAUGGUAAAGAAGCUCUUUAAUAAUUUGAAGAAACUUUUGAAUAGUGA